Molecule: messenger RNA, 6205 nt
Organism: Protopterus annectens (West African lungfish)
Lineage: Eukaryota; Metazoa; Chordata; Ceratodontiformes; Protopteridae
Product: phospholipid phosphatase 3-like
Exons: 6
Coding region: 879-1877 (332 amino acids)
Biological process (GO): signal transduction; phospholipid metabolic process; phospholipid dephosphorylation
Molecular function (GO): phosphatidate phosphatase activity
Source: RefSeq, a predicted model, not a curated record
GGCUUGUGUUUAACAAAUUGGAAGGCUGUGCCUGCAGAAAGAGUGAAACAACACAUUCACACACACACACACACAGUCACACACUCACGCACUCAUACACAAACCCACAAACACACAAACAUUAACACCAAGUUCUUCCAUCGGCUGAACACUGAUGCCACCUGUGUGAGGAAAUCCAAGGAGUGACCAAGUUUGAAAACAUCUACAGAGAUCUCACAAUCUGCUCUGGAAAAAAAAAUAUGCUGGAAUUCAGGCAGCUGUGAUCCAGUUCUGUGAAGGAGACCGAAACAGGCUGAAGGAAAUAAUGGAUACUGCAGUUCCAGGCUGUGAGAACUGACUUCCUGUUAAGCAAAGGAUUAAAAGUUUCAAAAGUUUUGAAAGUCUGUAAACUGCAGGUUUAAGAUUUCUUCAGUUACUGUUUUGUCAGAACAGGAUUUUUUCAGUGCAUAAUGAACUUUGAACAGUGACUACACCACGAGGGACCAAGUGGCAACACAUUGGAAUAACUUCAUUUGGGAAACAGCAACAUGCUUUUUACAAGAAUGACAACCACUAAAAACUGGAAGUUGCCUGCAUCACUUUCUUCAUCAGACAAACAUCUCUGACUUUCCCUGAAACUUGUAAAAAAGAGGAAAAAUUCCCUUAAUACAGAAUCUAAACGAGUUAGAACAGUAAGCCAAGUCGCACUACCAGAUUUCUGCCUGGAAACACAAGCAACCCAAACAAUGGUUCUUUUUCUAAUGAUUUCUGAGUGAAGGUCAUCUUUAUUUUUUUUUAACCUGAGGUGUUUUGAAUGAGGAACUACCUUGCAACUGUGGAUACUAACAGAAAGCUGACUGGUUUUCAAGAAAAGAACCAGAGCAAGUAAGAAGUGUGCCAUGGAAAACUGCAGGUAUGACAGAGCAGGUGUGGAAGGGACAUGUAAAGUUCCUCGUUCGGUUGCUCCAAGUUACUCUGGGGAAUUGCAAAUUUGUGUUGGGGAGCAUGGAGGGUGUAACAGUGUUCGAGAAAAUGGAGAUGGACCUCACCAUAGGAUAAGACCUUCACUUCAAAAAAAAGACGGCCAGAGGAAACUGUUAGUCCUCCUUGAUGUACUCUGCCUUGCAGUGGCGUCUGUCCCUUUCUUGGUGUGUGAAAUCAGUGCUGUAAAGCCUGUGAAGAGGGGCUUUUAUUGUGAUGACUACUCCAUUAAAUACCCCCACAUCGAAAAAGAGACUGUUAAUGAUGUCACACUUGUCGCAGUUGGAGUAACAGUCUCAGUCAUAGCAAUUACUAUAGUGGAAACCUACAGGAUCUGCCACUUGAAAGAAGCUUCCAGAUCAUUUGUCACAAACCCCUAUUUGUCUCGAUUGUACAAAGAGAUCGGUGCUUUCCUGUUUGGCUGCACAGUUGGGCAGUCCCUCACCAACAUGGCUAAGCUUGCCAUUGGACGACUUCGGCCUCAUUUCUUGGCUGUCUGCCGACCAGAUUUUUCUACAAUUGACUGUUCAGCUGGAUACGUAUACCAGUAUAACUGCACUGGGAACUCAACAGAUGUGACUGAAGCCAGAAAAUCUUUUUACUCUGGACACGCAUCAUUUGCCAUGUACUCCAUGUUGUACCUUGCGUUCUACGUACAGGCAAGGUUCACCUGGCAAGGUGCACGGUUGCUGCGGCCAGUUACACAGUUCAUGCUAAUUAUAGUAGCCCUUUUUACUGGCUUCUCACGGAUUUCAGACUACAGACACCACCCUACAGAUGUCCUUGUGGGAUUUGUGCAGGGGGCUCUCGUUGCAUACUGGGUGGCUUUCCACAUCUCCAGUAUGUUCAAAUACAGACGACACAAGCACCUGCAGGAGGACACGUACCCUGAGAGCCCCAUGUCCACAGAUUGCUAACAGAAGCAAGUGAAGGAGUGCAAACUCAAAGACUCUUUGCACUUCAGAUGCACAUAACUGCUACUGGUAUCAGGGGACUUUAAAAGUGGAUACAGAAAAAGAUAUAUAUAUAUAUAUAUAUAUAUAUAUAUAUAUAUAUAUAUAUAUAUAUAUAUAUAUUUUUUUUUUUUUUCAUCAGAGAAUUGUUAUUUUUAAGAUGGGCUUUCAAUGAAUAGUAUUUUUUAAGAUGAUCUUUUAGAUGAUACUGUGAAAAGCUGCUAACCUUUAUACAAAACUACUGCCAUGAUUUAGGUUAAACAUCUUGUGAAUGUACAGUAGUCUAGCAUGGACUACAAUUUUUUUCACAAAAUGUUGCCAUUUAAUUUUUUUUUCUAUAAGUGGUGCCAAGGGGCACUUUAUAGUAUGAUUCUGUCUGAACCAUGGUCACUUUAAUGUUUGCGGAUGGGCCAGAUUAAACCAGGAGGAUUCUCCCUUCCCAGAACCACUCACUGCCAGCAUCAGUAAAAGUAACAAAGUAACAAUAGCAUACAGGACAUUUGGUCUGUAUUUCUUCUAGGUAGCCACUGCCCUGCCUCGGUGAAGUACUUACCUAGAAACACAUCUGUGUCAGGACUGGUCACCAUCAGGUAAAAUGUAGUUCUUCAGUAAAUUAUGUGGAAAAAAAUACCAUUGAAAAUCUGGAUGUCACCUUUAAGAUAAUUGCUUCAUGUAUGUUUGUUCAUAAUCUACUAUGUAAGUUCCCAAGGUUUCAAUAAUCACCUGCUUCUUUUAAUACUAGAGAUUGACAUUUGCAAGGAAUUAGUCACAUUUAUUGUAACUGCAAUGAACUGGUUGGGUAAAGACACAACAUGGUUAUCAAACACACAUGCACGCACGCACAUGCAUGCACGCACACACACGCACACACACACACACACACACACACACACACACACACACACACACACACACACACACACACACACACACACACACAAUUUCGGCAACAGAGGAAGCAUCCUAUGUUUCAAAGAUAAGAGAUAGAACACGCAGAGUCUGUUUACAGCAUGUGUAAAGAAGUGCAGAGGUGCUACUCAAAAGAACAAACAUUGGCCCUUAAUCCAGAGGGCAGGAAGGAGUCAAAACACUAAAACGUGAUGUGUUUAAAAAAACAGACAUCAGCUAUGAUGUUGAGCUAGUAAGAUGACUGUCAUAACAUCACUGCAGUUAGUCCAAGUUUAGCCCCAGGGCUGACACUAGUAAAGUUUCCAGAAAGUACUGUAGGGGGGGUUAAUGCCAUCAUCAGGUUACAUAACAUGCUUUGCUCAUAACUUUGCAUUCCAAGCACCUUUAAAUGUGGAACUGUUGGCUUUCUAUUAGUCAUGAGACUGCACUGUUAAGCAUUUUACUUUGUACUUACUGUUCCAAAUUAAAUUUCAAGGCUAAAUUAAAAGUGAAAUGAUCACAGGGAAUAUUGUUAAUGCCAUGUCAAGCACUACAAAUUGUGAGUAAAGCCUGAAAAGUUGGUCUGAUUGUCCUGUACUCCAAAAAUUCAAGGGAUAUACUAUCUGCUGCAGGAAACUAGAAAUUUGUCCACAAGUCAUUGAGUCAGUUUCAAACUACAGUUGACCGAAGGAAAAAUGGAAGGAUGGAAGAAAGAAAGACAGAGGGAAGAAAGAGUAAACGUGAAGUACAGUACGAAACAAAAAGAAAAAAUUGGGGCACCAUUGAAGGCACUUCCCAGUUCUAUGGUGCCCUAACACAAGAUUACAGCUUCAGCUCUUCAUAAUCCAUUUUCUGUUUGCAAAUAAGAAAACAACAUUGUACAUAGAAAAGGGACAGGCAGACCCAAUUGUUUUUUGACUGUGUUAAACUUAUGUUUUCAAAUGAUUUUUUAUUCAGCAAUUUGUAUUAAUUUGCCACUUAUUUAUUUGCUAAUUUCAAUGUAAUUACUUGCAUUUCAAAAUAUUCAUAAGAUAUUAUUUACAGGAAAUGACAUCCUGGAGUUAUAAUUUUGAGCAGGAUCUGUAGAGGGAAGAACCCUCUUUUAAUCUUUGUUGUCCAGUUAUUAUAUGUAUAUAAUUGUACUCUGACGCAUGAAUAUAUAUAACAACUACAUCCAUGGGCCUGCUCAGUUUCUGGUCACUGGUAGGUUAGAUGGUAUGGUAGUUUGGAGCAGGACAUACAAUAACCUUUAGUCUCAUUUGGGAAAUUUCUGCUUUCAGAGGCUCAGAAAUAACUAGGGUAUCUAUAUCUAAACAGUGCCAUAGGUUCAGUUAUGGACAUGACAGUUUAUACUUCACAGCUUUAGUUAACAUCUGAAUCAUUUAGAUUACUGUUUUCUGCUCUUAUCGCAGUUGCCGAUUUGUAAAUGAUAAUCAUGAUGCAGCUGUCGUGGAAAUUAUUAGGCUGACAGAGGCGAAUGCCGCAGUGUUACUUCUGUAUCAGCAAUAUUGUAACAGUACAUGAGUAUAAAUCUGGUUUACUAAAAAGCCUCAUGAAAGAAAGCCUAAGUGCAGGAUGUAGUGACAGAGGAGCUAAGCAAAGUAACAUUUUAAGCACUGUGCUUUGCAAAUUCAUCUCUGAAAAGUUGCAGACUAUAAGUUUAAGAACAAAACCAAACCAAGACAAUCUUUGAUUUUGAGACCCGUAACUUGUAGCUGUUUAAAAUGUCUGCAUGAUUGAGUUGUAUUUCUGUUGAAAACCACCAUGAGCAUUUACAGUGCUUGAAUUUGGGAACCCAAAAGCAUUGCAAAAAUAUUGGGUUCUUUGCUUUAAAAAUCUCUCAGUACUAGAAAAUGAAUGUCAACCUGGUUUUAAAAAGGUUCGGCAGAAAUGUGUUGCAUGGCAUUCAGAGAAGGGCAUAUUAACAUUAGAAGUACUUUACAGCACUUUGUCCUUUGGGCAUUAUAGGAAAGUAUGUCUGCAUAUUUCCUCCCAGGUAUCGUAUCUGUCAUGACAGCCUGCCCAGUAUCACACCCUUUGGCAUUUUCUUUUUUUCCAUUCCUACAUCGUCCUGCCUCUCUCUCUAUCUGUCCCUCAAAGUUCUCUGCACACCUUCAGUUUUCUUUUUCAAACCCUUUUCUCUACAUUUCACUUACCCAUCAUUGUCUCUUGUACUUUCCGUUUCCUCAAAGCAAGCUUCCCCCCAGCCUGUCCCUCAGUCAAGUUAUACUUAUUCCGUCUGCCUUUUCUGAACCUCCUUCUCUGUCCAGCUGCUAUAACUAAUUUUCAUUUUCAACAAGAUUUACCUUUCCACCCUUCUUUCCUGUUACCUUUCCCCAAACCACCGUGUCAGCACCCUUCUUUCCUGUUACCUUUCCCCAAACCACCGUGUCAGCACCCUUCUUUCCUGUUACCUUUCCCCAAACCACCGUGUCAGCACCCUUCUUUCUCCUAAAAUUGUUUAGUUCUUCCCUGUAUCACUCAUUUUUGACUCAGCCUAGAGACAGCAGAAAUUGGAAGAAGCUGAAAGGAAACAGAAGGAGUAAAAAGUAGGUGGGUAUCAGUAAUGUCUGCCUCUUUGAGCCCCAGUUAUAUAUCUGGCUGCAUUUUAAGGCCGUAAACCAAGAACAGGAUGCUUAAAAAAUGUUAAGUGCUAAUAUUUGUAUUUAGUUGUUCUCACUAUGGGCUGCCGUGUGUGGUUUAUCCAGUUAAGACAAGCCUGACCAGAAACAGCUCUCCAGCAUUCAUACCCAGUCAUUAGGCCUAUGUGUCAGCACUUAGUACAAGACAUUCAAAUGCAAGGUUACCUGCUACUCCCUGAAUAGUGUGCUGUAAACUACAGCCAGCAAACUAAUGCCAUAUUCUAGUUACAUGACAAAAAAAAUGAAACCAGCUUUAUACUCACUCAGCUGUUAUAACAUCAGUCAGUGUACAUGUGAAUGGUUUCCACAAUUAUCUAUGUAGAAUCAUUAAUCAAUACUAUAACCAUACUGUGUUUGUAAAGCAAAUUUAUUUAUCUGGCUUGUCUUCUACCCAUUGUUAACAAAUGUAUUUAACCUGUUUGCAGUGGUUGGAUAUGUUUCUCUGUUCAUUUAUUUUGUUCAUGUACCACUAUUAUGUUAAAGAAUAGCACACCUAGCAAUGUGUUAAUUUAUGGUUUUCAUUUCCAGACAAUAAAUAAGUGACAGAACUACAAUUAACUUCAUGAAGUAUACCAUAUAUAAACGUGAAAAGAAGAGGGUUUCUCCGGCUCAGAAACUGCUAUCAUGUUCCAGUUUUCACACACUAAUAGUUUGUUCUCACGUGCCUUAAACCUCUGAUCAAUGCAGCUAGGAGCGUAACCACUAUUUCUGUAAAAAAAAAAACUUUGUACACAAAGGAUAAUAAAUAACAGUUUUAUUUAA